This is a messenger RNA of Funneliformis geosporum, 1104 nucleotides long. The record is from the annotation of a GenBank genome assembly. Lineage: Eukaryota; Fungi; Glomeromycota; Glomeromycetes; Glomerales; Glomeraceae.
AUGUCAAAACUUAUACCUCGAUUAGUUUCUUCGCGUUUAUUUAAACACGAGUGGCAUACUAUAUGCCCACAACCCGUUAGCCAAAAUCGUAUUUGGUCUUCUUGCGAAGACAAAGGAUAUGAACGACAACAAUUACAAUGGAUAAAGUUGGCAUACAUUGCGAUAAGAAUUAAUGCUAUCAAUGCUAACACCUUAAUUAAAUAUCUAAUUGUAGAUCCUUUUCCUAAUCAAUGUUGCACGACAAAAAAAAAGUAUGCAUACUUCAAAAAAAUGUCUCUACAAAGUUUAAGAAAUAAACCUAGACGGCCUUUUUGGAAACUUCCCCAACAUCGUUUACCAGUCCUAUCUUUAUACAAAAGUUUGCUUAAAUUAUCCAAAUCAUUUCCCGAUGACAUUCAUCAAAAAUAUUUAUUUUACCAUAUUCGUCAAAAAUUUAGGUUAAGGAGGCAUGAAACUUCAAUAACUAAAACAAUUAACUAUUUAACAGAGGCUCAAGAGUGUAAAUCUACUAUAGUAAAAGCGCUUAAAGGAGAUAAAGAAGCUUUCCAAUAUAUUGAUGACUUAGCAUGGGGUAGAAAAGGGAGACUUAAAGAAUUGGAAAAUUGGAAGAAGCCUAAAUUGCAUAAAUUCGUCAAGGAUACACGUACUUAUGGUAAUCGCGCACGUGAUCCUCAUCCCUCCUAUAGAAUUCCUUUAGACAAACGUUUAUAUACUCCUCCAGAAUACAAGGAACCAAUAAAAAUAUUUCCAAAGAAAAAACAUCCUUUUAGACCAAAUCUACGUAGAUAUACAGUAGUUACUCAGUUGGGUUAUAAACUUUGGAGAGUUCGAGGAUGGAAACAACCCACUUGGAUUUCCUUGAUGAUGAAUAAACGUAUAAAAGCACAUCAGAGACGUAUUGAUAGAUAUCAUCAACUGGAAGAACAACUUGCGAUGGUUAGAUUAGAACAACGCAUGCUUCGUAUGUUAGACCCAACGUUAGCUCAAGAGGAAAAAGAAUUUGAAAAGAGAAUACUUAAUGAACUAAACGAAAGCAAAAAGUAUCAUGAUAGAAUACUUAAGAUGCAAGCAAAAAAAGAUGAAUUAGAUGAUGCAGACAUAUAG